Molecule: messenger RNA, 1371 nt
Organism: Branchiostoma belcheri (Belcher's lancelet)
Lineage: Eukaryota; Metazoa; Chordata; Leptocardii; Amphioxiformes; Branchiostomatidae
Exons: 7
Coding region: 77-1219 (380 amino acids)
Source: RefSeq, a predicted model, not a curated record
CUUCGUGAAGCUUCUUAAGUAAGACGUUCAAGGGCAAUGGCAAUACACAAGGGCAAAUGACGUCUCAGACCAAGUAAUGGGAGGAGUUGGUUCUAAGAAGAGUGCGGCCAUGGCUGGGUUUUUUUCCAGGGAAACUACCGACCGGUCAUCGACUUCCAUCCCUUCACAACAAGACGAGGCCGUUCCCAUGGAGAUAGACCCUGUCGAGACACCCCCUGGCCAGGACGAGGGGACAUCACGUGACCCUGUGACCCUACCUGACCCCAACCUACAGUACUGCCGGGUGUGUGGAGUCUAUGUGCCCAACAGUUUCACUUCGGCUUACCAACACUGGAUGGGCAAACGGCACCGGCGCAGGGUCAGAGAGAUGCAGGAGGGUGACGCAGAGUCUGGUGACGUAGCCGUUGCCACGGCAACCGUCCGGUCAGCAUCCGACUCGAGCCUGGUGGUCACCGGACGCCUCAGGGGGAGGAAAAGGCGCCAAAACCAGGAGGAGGCUGAACAACCGUCAGACACGGAGGAGACACCUACUGCACCCACCACGAGCAGAAAACAGCCUUCCAAGAGCAAGAGAAAAGGCGGCACCAAGAAAGGCAAACGGAAACGGAAGUCGUCAGAGAGUAACAACUCUACAGAACCUAAACGGGCGAGACUGGACACAGACCAGGCAGAUUCCGACAGCCAGCGGAAAGAUUUCCCUAAAAAUGAGGGACCCAAUAGCAGCAGAAGUUUCCCGUCAUACACGGAUCUCUCGCCAUUGGCUGGAUCAAGUCACGUGACGGCCCCGCCCCUCCCUCCGGAUGACGUCACGCACGUCAUCUUCGUGGAUUUGGACAACUGGAGCCACUUUUUCCAGAAACUGCCACACGAGCUACCAAGCGGUUCGUUCGUGUACGGAUUCGCGGGUGGUAGUACCACCUGGCGGGAGCCUAAGAACUGCAGCGCGCUGACGGCUCUCAAACGGAACGGCUGUUUCUACAAGCAUCCGUCCUGCGGCAGGUGGAAGGACGCGGCUGACUUCGCCAUCUGUGUGCACGCCGGUAAACUAGACGAAAGGCUGUCCAAAGACAUCCCCUUCACCGUGCUGUCGGGAGACAAGGGCUUCUACGAGCUCGCGCACCAGCUGCGCAUGUCCAGCCGCCGGGCACACAUCGUCAACCCGCAUGCGCACGACAUGGACAUGGUACUGGGCAUGCUCAACAGCAUCGGGGAGACCUAACCUGUAGUAAUACCCUGUGCCGACGGGUGGCGCUUUUACUACAUGUUCACGAGGGCGGGAAAUGAUGAAAAAUGUCCUACAACAAAACACAUUGAACAUUCUGAACAACCCGUAGUCCCUAGACUUUGUUGUGGGAUCAUUAGAGGCCAAAU